Molecule: messenger RNA, 2315 nt
Organism: Strigops habroptila (Kakapo)
Lineage: Eukaryota; Metazoa; Chordata; Aves; Psittaciformes; Psittacidae
Gene: RMDN1
Product: regulator of microtubule dynamics 1
Exons: 10
Coding region: 178-1152 (324 amino acids)
Cellular component (GO): mitotic spindle pole; spindle microtubule; cytoplasm
Molecular function (GO): microtubule binding
Source: RefSeq, a predicted model, not a curated record
AACCGGGCGCGCCGCGGACGAGGGGCGCAUGCGCGGGCCCCCCUCGUCCGGCCGGGCGGGGCGCGGCGCCGGGGUCGCGCGAUGGCUGGCGGGCGGAACGCGCGGCCGCUGACCCUGUUUCCCUCUCGGCCGGGCAGCGCCGGCUGACGGACCGGCUCCUGCGCCGCGAGUGUGGCGAUGGCCGGGGUCAUGGCGGCGCUGGUGCUGGCGCGGCCCUUCCGCCGCGGGCCCUCCUGCCUGGGGAGGCUGUUCCGGCGCGGGGCGGGAGGCGCGACGUGCGGCCCGCGGGGCCGGGGGGCGCGCCGCGGCGCCGGGGACAGUGAGGUGCUUCAAAAAAGCCUUCGGAGGGGGGUUGUGCUUUCAACAGGGGCCUUUCUGGUUUAUGGAGCUCACAAGCUGAUUUCUGGCUUUGCUGAGGUUCAUGCAAGCUUCAAAGUGGAAGAAGUUGUAGAGCAAGCAGACUACCUGUAUGGGAGCGGAGAAACGGAAAAGCUGUAUCGGUUGCUGGUUCAGCAUAAAAAUAGUGAUGACGCAGAGUUGUUAUGGCGGCUGGCGCGGGCAUCACGAGACCUAGCUCAGCUUAGCAGUACGUCUGCAGAGGAGAAAAAACAACUGGCAUAUGGAGCCCUUGAGUAUGCAAAAAAAGCACUUGAAAAAAAUGAAUCAAAUUCUGCAGCGCACAAGUGGUAUGGAAUCUGCCUCAGUGAUGUUGGAGAUUUUGAAGGAAUUAAGACUAAAAUUGGAAAUGCCUUUGUUAUCAAAGAGCACUUCCAGAAAGCCAUCGAACUGAAUCCAAAAGAUGCUACAACAAUUCAUCUUAUAGGCAUUUGGUGUUACACCUUUGCUGAAAUGCCAUGGUACCAAAGAAAAAUAGCUGCAACGCUAUUUGCCUCACCACCAACUUCCACAUUUCAAGAGGCUCUUCGUUACUUCCACAUGGCAGAGGAAGGUAAUGCUUCCAGCUUUUCUGGAAAGGAUACUGACCCAAAUUUCUACAGCAAAAAUUUGCUCUUUUUGGGGAAGACAUACCUGAAGUUAAACAAUAAAAAGAUGGCUCUUCUGUGGCUAAGCAAAGCAAAGGAGUAUCCUGCACACACAGAAGAGGACAAACAGGUACAGAAAGAAGCUUUGGAGUUGCUUAAUUCUAUGUAACAAGAAACAAGACGAUGGGAAUUCAGUGCCUCAGGUUUGAGCAGCACAGGAAAAACACCCCAACUACUACUGUGAUUUAUUGAAGCUGUUAAUGAAAGUAUAGCCUAAACCUGCUGUCUCCAGCUUGUUUCAGUUAAACUGUCAACUAGAUCUGUUUCACGUUAUCCUGUCUGUUGAUUUUCAUGGGAAUGAAGGGCAUCAUUGACACAUGGGGUAUAUAUUCGAGAGGAGGGGCUGGGACGGUAGAAGGGAACUACAAUUUGGAGACACACAGAUGACAACUUGUAGAGAUGAAGUAAAACUUUCUUGUUCUUGCUGCUUUUUUAGCAGGACUUUCACCAGGAAAAAUAAAUGAACCUAACUUAGAUUUCCAGCACAGAAAAUAUUUAGCGUCUUUCCAAACAAUAUAUUCUCAUUACCAAAGAGAAAAAGAGGACCAACUAAUGACAACAUGGCAGGCAAUCAACUAUACAUGGUACUGCCAGUAGAAAGUCUAACAAUCUAGAACAAACUGACUAUAAAUACUUAGUGUUUGCUUUAAUAGAAAAGGAUACUGCAGUCUGUAGGAGGAAGAUGAAGGGCAAGCUCAUGCCAAGUCAGCAGUGAAAACAUGCCUUUUCUGCUGCAGAAAGCAGUACCUGCACGCAGAGGAAGGCUAAUCCAGUUACUGAGUUAAGAUUGUUGAGUGUUGAGAGAAGAGCAGCUGAGUUGCUUGCAGGAAGAAAGGAGCAAGCAGAACCCAUGAACUGCACAGUAGCUCCUUCAGGUAGUAUUACUGCCCCCAUUCCCUCAUCUGAUCCCCAGCCUUUGCUGCCUUCCCUCUCUUUGCUGUCUUCCUCCUUACCCCUGAAGCACAGCAGAAUUAAGGGGAAUGCAAACAGGGAAAGUUACAAUGCAGUGUUACUGAAAUCCCCAGAAAGUCUAAGUUAACUGUACACAGACACACACAUGUAUACAAAUAGUUGUUGGCUUGGUUUUAUUUCCUGAGAGCCCUGCUUUCAGUCAGUCCUUUGAAACCAAGUCAUAGAUCAUAGGGCCAUGUACAGAGGGCCACUGGGUUUGUUUCUCCUUCCUUCCUUUCUAACCCUUAUCCACAGAAACAAACUACUGCAGUUACGAGACAGCUAAAAUACCAAAACAAUAAAGCAACUACAUUCUCGUGA